UACCUGCGGAGAUCGUCCAGCUGCACGCCCAUCCCGCACCGCAUGGCCUUGUGCUACGACAUCGGCUACUCCGAGAUGAGGAUUCCCAACCUGCUGGAGCAUGAGACCAUGCCGGAGGGGAUCCAGCAGUCUUCCAGCUGGCUGCCCUUGCUGGCCCGGGAGUGCCACCCCGAUGCUAGGAUCUUCCUCUGCUCCCUCUUCGCGCCGAUCUGCCUGGACAGGCUCAUCUACCCCUGCCGCAGCCUCUGCGAAGCCGUCAAGAGAAGCUGCGCGCCCGUCAUGGCUUGUUACGGCUACCCCUGGCCCGAAAUCCUCAACUGUGACAAGUUUCCCGCGGAUCACGAGCUCUGCAUCGCGGCAGUCUCCACGGACGAGAACUCCUCGAGCAGGAGAG
Molecule: messenger RNA, 394 nt
Organism: Eurypyga helias (sunbittern)
Lineage: Eukaryota; Metazoa; Chordata; Aves; Eurypygiformes; Eurypygidae
Product: secreted frizzled-related protein 5-like
Exons: 2
Biological process (GO): non-canonical Wnt signaling pathway; negative regulation of canonical Wnt signaling pathway; canonical Wnt signaling pathway
Molecular function (GO): Wnt-protein binding
Source: RefSeq, a predicted model, not a curated record